AUGGCGAUAACAAGUUUACAUUUUUACUUGGAUCAAGUAGCAGAUGUAUUUGGUUCAUUUUAUGUUCCAUUAUCAUGUCGAUUGAUUGAAGAAGGUUUAAUAAAUGAACAAAAACUAUUACAAUUUCAACAUGAACUUAUUCAACGUGGUUAUCCAGGUGCUGAAGAUCUCUUUCAACAACGUUCAUCUGGUAUGUCAACACGUUCACAAUAUCAUGAUAAUCAACAAUCAAUUUUAAUUGUUUUUAUUGGUGGUUGUACACAAUCAGAAAUCAAUGCUCUUCGUAUGUUAGCAAUGAGUAAAAGUAAUACAAAAUUACAAUUUUAUUUUGCACCAACAAAUUUAUGGACACAUACAAGACUUUUACAAGAAAUUGAAACAUCACAAUAA
Adineta steineri is the source of this 390-nucleotide messenger RNA. The record is from the annotation of a GenBank genome assembly. NCBI's taxonomy places the organism in Eukaryota, Metazoa, Rotifera, Eurotatoria, Adinetida, Adinetidae.